AUGGCUGAAGUGUGUGGGAGAAGCAGAGGAGGCCAAAGCGCAUGUCUUGCCGGGCUCUCAGGUCCGCAGCAUCCUGCGUCCGCAGCAGCAUCCUCCCAGGCCCUCCCCCUCCCCCCGUGUGCGGAUGGUACGCUCCGGUAAGCCUGGCCGGGUUGCAGUGGAUGUUGCUAGAAUCCACGCGGAGGAAAGAAGAGACGCAGGCAGGCUGCGGUGACCCAAGCGGCUACCCCCGCUUCAGGGACUCCUUCCUCGAGAGACGACAUCAUGACCCAGGGAAAGCUCUCUGUGGCUAACAAGGCCCCCGGGACUGAGGGGCAGCAGCAUCAGGCAAAUGGAGAGAAGAAGGAUGCUCCGGCAGUGCCCUCGGCACCACCCUCCUAUGAGGAGGCCACCUCUGGAGAGGGACUGAAGGCAGGGACCUUCCCCCAGGGCCCAACAGCUGUGCCACUCCAUCCAAGCUGGGCCUACGUGGACCCCAGCGGCAGCUCCGGCUAUGAAGGUGGUUUCCCCGCAGGACACGAGCAUUUCACCACCUUCAGCUGGGAUGACCAGAAAGUUCGCCGGCUCUUCAUCAGAAAGGUCUAUACCAUCCUGUUGGUCCAGCUGCUGGUGACCUUGGCUGUGGUGGCUCUCUUUACCUUCUGUGACGUCGUUAAGGACUAUGUCCAGGCCAACCCAGGCUGGUACUGGGCAUCCUAUGCCGUGUUCUUUGCAACUUACCUGACUCUGGCUUGCUGUUCUGGACCCAGGAGACACUUCCCUUGGAACCUGAUUCUGCUGACCAUCUUUACCCUGUCCAUGGCCUACCUCACUGGGAUGCUAUCCAGUUACUACAACACCACGUCUGUGCUGCUGUGCCUGGUCAUCACGGCUCUCGUCUGCCUCUCGGUCACCAUCUUCAGUUUCCAGACCAAGUUUGACUUCACCUCCUGUCACGGUGUGCUGUUUGUGCUGUUCAUGACCCUCUUCUUCAGUGGACUCCUCCUCGCUGUCCUCCUGCCCUUCCAAUACGUCCCCUGGCUCCAUGCGGUCUAUGCUGUACUGGGAGCGGGUGUGUUCACGUUGUUCCUGGCCUUCGAUACCCAGUUGCUGAUGGGUAACCGUCGACACUCGCUGAGCCCCGAGGAGUAUAUUUUUGGAGCCCUCAACAUCUACUUAGACAUUAUCUAUAUCUUCACCUUCUUCCUGCAGCUUUUUGGCACCAACCGGGAAUGAGGAGCCCUCCCCCCCCACCCCCUCCUCCAGAGAAUGUCCCUUCCCUGUCCUGUGACCCUCUCCGUGCUCCUUCAAGACCAGACAUAAACUCUGCUGCAGCCAGCUUGUGAGCAGCCGCUCCCUCCUGCAGCCAGCCCUCACGUUGUCCUUCUGCAGCUUGUACAUAUAUGCCAUGCUUGGGGCCCUGCAGAUCUGAGGCCACGCCAUCCCCUGCGGUGCCCCUGGCACCCGACUGCAUCUUCCAAAUGGCCCAGUCGAGGCUGAGGGCACCUCUGGGUUUGCAGACCCAAGGAAUGAGCAGGAGGAGCCCGGCAGGAUCUCAGAGGUGGGGAGGAGACCCCAGGAAACCUGGCUGAGACCGUGACCGCCACCAAGUCUUCUAGGGCUCCAUCUUCUCUUUCAGGUCAAACAACCAUGCUUUGUAAGAAAAAAAAAUAGCCCAGGGGGCACGGCUGGAACAUGAGGUCAGGGCUCUGUGGCGUGGGGAGAAGCUGUCCCCGGUUGUCCCUCCCUCAGCUGUAGGCCAGUUGCUUGUUCUAGGGACCUGGGAAUAUAAAGAGAGUAGGAAGCCAGUGGUUUCGCUACUUGCCUCAGCUUCUCCUCCUGGGUCAUCCGGGUCAUAGAACAGGGAGGGGGACGUGCUAAGCCCAGCCUGAGCUCCCAGGAGAAGUUGCGAGGGCUGAACUGGGGGCUGUCAAUCAAAUCACAUCCACUGGAAAGGCAUGUAUGACCGUGGGGUUAGAACCCCAUAUCUCUCUCUCUCUCUCUCUCUCUCUCUCUCUCCACUCUGUGCCAUUCCCACAGGCCUGCAGGGGAGGUGGGGUAGGAGGUCUGGUGUGGAGGUGGUUCUGUCUGCUGGCCUAGCCCUUGCAGGGCUGUCCUUCGGGCCCUUCUACAGGUAUCCCUAGGUCUCCCCUGUCUUCUGCCGCACUCUGUCUUAUCCCCAGCCAGGCCUCCUGAGGCCUGAAGAGUAGAGGCAUCCAUUUCCCUCCCCCAGCUUCCCUGGCCACUCAGCCCAGAGUCCCUGGGCCCUUGCCCCCUUAUCUCCACAUCUCUGUAAUUUGGAAGCUGUCCAGCUAAUGGUCACAGCCAGGGCCGGUCCCUUGAGCCUAUCCCGUGCGAUGAGGCCAGAGCUCCUUAUCAACCUCCAGGCUGCUGGGAUCUCAGGCUGAGUGUGCGUCAGCCACCCUGCCCUGGCUGACUGCCUGCUGGAGAGGGGACCAGGGGCCCACACCUGGGGCAGCAUGCGGGCGACACAUGCACCCAGCCAGCUCUAGGCCAGUGGAAAGUUACUGGGUGAAGGCUACAAGGCUGUGAGUAGAUGCAGGGGACCCUGUCUGCCCCAGGAAAAGUGACUAGGUAGCCCAUCCAUUCCCACCCCUGCCCCUCCCCACCCUGUCUACUCUAGCCUUCGAGAAAUAUUACAGAAGCAUUUGAAAUUUUGUUCUAUCUUGGAUAUUUGAGGAGAGAGGUGCUGGUCUAAAUAAGCCUACUGCAGCAGUCCUGACUGGCCCUGCAGGGUUAUCGGCAUAUCCCCAUUUCAGAGGCAAAGCCAAGUAGCUCUGAAAGGCUUGGAUAAAUCCACUGUCGUCUAAUAAACCCGAGGGACAGCCCACAGCUACUUCCUCCAGUCUGAGUCUGGGCUGGAUUGAGACUUGUGUAGCCCAUAGGUGUGUGGGUGAACAAGCACUGACAUCUCUGGGGAGUUGUGACACCCCCCACCUGCCACUGUCACCUGGCUAGCCUGGCAUGCGGAGAUGCCAAACUCUUAGCUUUUCCCUCCUUGAAGUCAGCUGGGAGGCAGGAUUUCUUCCUGGCUUCUGGUUCUGACCUCCCUGCCAACAGACUUAUGACUGUCUGUGACUCUGUUUUCCUAUCUGCAAGAUGGAAGUUCCCAACCAGUGCCACUGGGGCAGGGAGAGGCACCAAGACACUUGGCUGACUUCCUCAUCUGCUUGCUCCCCUUUGAGUGCCUCUCCUAAUCUCUAGCUUCAGUUCUAGAAAGGUUUAAAGCCCCUCCCCCACUGACAUGUCACCCUCACACUGGCCAGUUUCCCAGAAUCCACUUGUCCAAGUCCUCUUCUGAGACAAUUUAUGCAGAGACUGAGGAUUGAGAAAUUUUUCCAAGGCGAAGUUCCAAAAACCAUUGGGGGAAGGGCAAGCCCUCAGCCACAAAUAAUGUGACCGGGGCACAAGUCACAGUGAUCUCAAAGAUGGCUGGUAAAGGUGGGGAGGCCCGGCAGCUACCCAGCACACGGCCAGCCGAACUGGCUCCAGGGCCUGAGAAAGCCUUGAUGUCGACCCCUGGUGGGGCAGUAAGGAGUCCCAGGAACACCUGGGUGGGUCUUGGCAGGAGGAAGGGCAGGGGAAACAAGAAUGCAGGAUUAUGUGGAAUGCGGGGAUUAUGAGAAACCUAAGCUGGGCAGGUGCGGCAAGCUGUGUAGGAGGAAGCACUGGCCCCCCCGCAUUUUUAGCUUGGGUGGUGCCGGUCAUAGGUCCCUAUGACGGGGUUUCAUAAGGCUUGAGGGAGCCAGGAAUAUCUGAUGUGAUGCUCAAAGCCCUCUGAGGAACCAUGACAGACCAGGAGGUGCCCUCCAAGGCUCAAGAUGGGACGAAGUAGGGACAUUAAGUCCCUCAUUCCGCACACCAGUUCCUGGAUCCAUGCACAGCUCUUUCAGUAUAGCCCAAGGAAGCAAAAGACUUCCUUGGGUGUGGUAUGGUUCUUUCAUUCCAUACCCUUUCUUCUGUGUGAGCCUGCAGAAUCCCUCAAGUACCCUAGUCCAAGGGGGGGGGGGGGUGUCAAGUUGGGAAUUUUUCACAAGGACUUUGCUGCCCCCUUCUGGCUGUUAGAGGAAAAGCAGAGUCUGGCUUUGCACAAACCCAUCUCUUCUCACUCAGUCCCCCGCCCUGAGUGUCAUAGGAUGGAGAUAUAGCACCAGGCACAAGGACUCACCUGCUACACACCCAGACAGGGCUGCCCUUUUGGCAUCAGCUCCUCGAGUUCCCUAUAAUCUCUUCCGUGUGCCUGUCUCUGGCCUCACCUGCCCAAGAUCUGUGACUGAUUGGAAAUAAUAAAAGCACUUACUAAGACA
Messenger RNA from Mus pahari (shrew mouse), 4307 nucleotides. RefSeq names its product Fas apoptotic inhibitory molecule 2 (gene Faim2). NCBI's taxonomy places the organism in Eukaryota, Metazoa, Chordata, Mammalia, Rodentia, Muridae. The record is from RefSeq and is a predicted model, not a curated record. The coding region runs from base 265 to 1215 and encodes 316 amino acids. Gene Ontology annotation, biological process: negative regulation of apoptotic signaling pathway. Gene Ontology annotation, cellular component: membrane; Golgi apparatus; endoplasmic reticulum. The transcript is spliced from 12 exons.